AGAAAGUUUUUGUUAGCAUAACAUUGUUGACAAAAUUGUUGAAAGCGAAAACUGAAAUUAUUUUCUUAUUUCGACGUAAUGAUCAUAUGCGCGUAUGAGGCUUUUUGAUAUUAUUUUUAUUUAGGACAAGGAAAUUAAAUGAAAUAAUAUAUCAGCAGCCUCGUUUUUGCACUUGACAGAUAUGACAAAAAAUUGUUAAUGAGUGAAGCAGGAAAGGUUCAUGAUUAGGUCGAUUUGUUAUUCUAUUGAUAAGUACUGCACGUGAUAGCAUUUUACAUUUACGUAGUUUCUCUAGGAUGUGAACUAGAAAAAAAAAACUAUACCUUCGUCAUGUCAUCUUAGUUUAAUUAGCCACAAAUAUUAUGAAAGUAAGUAAAAACCCAAUUUUUACGAGAUAAAUGUUCCACAUAGGUCAUCGAAUAUUAUUCAUAAUCAAGUCGAAAACACCGAUAAGCGAUAUUGUGGACACUAGUGCAUUCUAAACAUGCCUUCGUAGAAUCUGAGGACGAAAUAGGUCAUAAGUUUAAAGGUGACACCCAAUCAAAGAAUUUAUAACAAAAAAGCCGCUAUAUAAAGGAUUUGAAUGUGACCAAUUUUGGAUAUUAGUGAAAAGUGUGUCAAGAUGACUAAGAUUUUGGUAUUAUUCGGAGUAACAGUUCUCCUGGCAACUGCCAUGUCUGUACCAUCUGGUACAGGCUCAUCGGGUCACGGCAAUCAGUUGGGCUCUGAGCAUGGUGGUAGAGGAAGUGGAUUUGGCGGUCACGAUAGUGGAUUUGGCGGCCACGGAGGCCAAGGUAGUGGUUUUGGUGGCGGCCAUGAUGGCGGUUUCCAAGGUGGCCACGGGGGUCAUGGAAAUCAUCAAGGGAGUGGUCGUGGGGGUGGUCACGGCGGGGGACAAGGUGGUGGAUUUGGCGGCGGUCACGGAAACGGCCAAGGCGGCGGAUUUGGGGGUCACGGCGACCAUGGUGACCAUCAAGGCGGGUAUAAAUCUCAUGGUUAUUAAAAAUAACUAUGUUGUUUUGUAUAAUAAAUGCUUUUUAUGUUUUUAAAAA
Cylas formicarius (sweet potato weevil) is the source of this 1052-nucleotide messenger RNA. RefSeq lists its product as uncharacterized. Bases 732 to 1049 code for a protein of 105 amino acids. NCBI's taxonomy places the organism in Eukaryota, Metazoa, Arthropoda, Insecta, Coleoptera, Brentidae. The record is from RefSeq and is a predicted model, not a curated record. The transcript is spliced from 2 exons.